AUGUCAUAUCUCGAAACACCAGGGGCGAGCAUAUACCAUGAAGUGGUCGGUGAGGGACCUCCGCUACUCUGCAUCUCUGGUGCCAACGGUUCCUGUGAGCCCUGGCGCGGUUUCGCCCAGUGCUUGAAAGACCGAUUUACCGUCAUCAUGUACGACCGUCGCGGGUUCUCGAGAAGCCAACUCAAAGGACGCCAGGAAUACGACCGUCGCCUAGAGGUCGAUAGCGACGAUGCUGCCGCCCUCAUCAAGCAUAUCUCUCCUGCUGGCACCGCCGCGGUCAUCGGCAACAGCUCUGGAGCCAUCGUGGCACUGAAGCUCCUUGCGGGGCAUCCGGACGUUAUUCAAACGUUGAUCUCGUACGAGCCACCACUCGCCAGCGUCCUGCCUGACAUGGACGCUUUAUGGCAACAGCACGAAACCACCUACACCACCUACCGCCGCUUCGGCAUCCCUCCCGCUUUGGAGCACUUUGCGAAAUUGACACAGGCUGACCAGAAGCCGAUACUUGCCAUGCUUGAGAGCCGAGACAAUCCGUUCCUGUUCUCCAACAUGCAGCACUGGUUCGAGCGGGAGUUCAUGUUCUACCCAAAGGCGGAAUUUGAUGUCCAGAAUGAAUUGGGACCACACAAAGGAAAGCUCGUGUUGGCCAACGGUGUACUCUCGCCAAAGGGUGCUUAUCAGUAUCGCGGGAAUGUUGAGCUAGGGAAACUGCUUGGGCUGAAGGUAGUGGAUGUGCCUGGUGAGCACGUCGGAUAUGCAACCCAUGCUUCAGAGUUCUCAGAGAGGGUGGCUGAAAUUCUUAACGCUCGGAGUUGA
Messenger RNA from Cyphellophora europaea CBS 101466, 816 nucleotides. RefSeq lists its product as uncharacterized. Gene Ontology annotation, molecular function: triacylglycerol lipase activity. The coding region runs from base 1 to 816 and encodes 271 amino acids. The transcript has a single exon. The record is from RefSeq and is a predicted model, not a curated record. NCBI's taxonomy places the organism in Eukaryota, Fungi, Ascomycota, Eurotiomycetes, Chaetothyriales, Cyphellophoraceae. Gene Ontology annotation, biological process: glycerolipid catabolic process.